UCGGAGCGUGCGAUUACAACUGUGAUAGUGCCGUUUGUUGCUGACCGCCUGACAGUGUUGGCCUUUUGGGUCUGUGCUCAGCAACUGUGAUAAAACAUAUAUUAACGAGAAUGUGUUUUGUUUACAGCAAAACCUCACUUGGAGGAUAAAGAGAGCACUGCGGAGGGAGGGGCAAUGCUACAGAGUUCACACGUGGAUCUGGAUUUGGCACGGCUAUUGCAAAAGUUUCCAGCUGACAAGAGGGAAGCCGAGUACACACAGGUGCAGUUGGUGGUGCUGCAGCACAUGGCAGCACUGCGCAGAACGUACAGCAAAUACAGCGGGCUGGGUGUAACGCACUCCCCAGACAACACGUUCAUCCUCAGUCGGAUGCAGUGGUGGCGUCUCCUCAAGGACUGUCGGGUGCAUGUCGAGGGCCCUUCCUUGGCACAGGUCGAUCGUCUGCUUUCCACUUUUGAAGAACCCCUAGAUCAGAUCCACUACCCUAAUAAACGACUGCUCAUGAGGCAAUUCUUGAGCAACUUGACCGCCCUGGGAUACCACAUGUAUCACACAGACUACGCGGGCAAAAGUGGUGAACUGGCCUGGUGUUUGUCACAGCUCAUGAAUAAUGCCAUCCUCCUGCACGCAUGCACCAUCAGGGGAUCGGUGUUUGGAGAGGCUUGGCGUGCCCAGACUGCUCUAGAGUACGCAUCGAAGAGCUGGGAUAUCUACAGCAGCCUUUGCAAAACCAACUUAUAUUCCCCGCACGAACCAAUUCUCACUGCACGGAACUUCUUGUGGAUGCUGCAGGAAUUUAAGCUCAUCUCCAAGUCACUCUCAGCAGCAAAAGUCGUGGAGAUUUUGAGUCUGGACAAUCCGGCAAUAUCAGAUGGGGCGUCCUGCAAUCUUCAAUACGAGCUCACCUUUCUGGAGUUCUUUGAGGCUCUGGCAGUAUGUGCCGAGGUGAGCGUGCCGGAAAGGUCGGAUGGCCGAACUGCUGUGGAGCCCUGCGCCGCGGCAAACUUGGCUCACAGCUGCAGUGGUGCACGUGCGAGAUGGAGCCAGAGGGAAUCGGAUCCACAGCAGCGAUGGGGCCGGUGGAAACUCGAAGAGCCGCAAAUGGCUCUGCCAGUGGACAAGAGUCAAGAGUCCACUACGCAAGAAUUCACGACGCAAGAGUCAUCACAGGCUACAACCCGAGAGUGGAGUCCCACGAAUCGUUAUGAUGAUAAUACUGUGAUUGAAGAUGCCUGGAAAAACCAGCUGUCCGCGUUUUUUGUGGAGAAACUGUUUGGAGCAUUUGAACGUAACGAGGCCCUGAAGGCUGCGGCCAAAAAGGAGCAAGACCAGGAGGCUGAUCGUGCUUACAAUGAAAACAUCAAGGUCCGGCAGGCAUGGGAGCAGCGAAUGGCUCUGGAGAUGGAGGCAAUGCACGCUGUGGAACGAGACGGACUAAACGAACAGGGAGCAACUCUCCCGUGGGAAGAUGGGGCAAUGGUGCGGCCCGAUGAACCUCCCAGCAAGGAGCAAGAGAGACCCGCCAACUCCCCAGCUGUUACAAAGUCGACGUCUGCGGUGAAAGUUGCUCUCAACUCGAAGCCACAUUCCGCCAAGGACAAGAAGAAAAAGAAGUGACCACAUUCGUAGUGCCUUUGAUGUAUUCUUAAUAAUGUUUAUUUUAAACAGCCUUUAUUAAGAAACGUCUCAAGAAUAUUUUCACAAGGGUCUUGCAUAGGAAUGUUCGGCAGAAAUGUGUUGACCUUUUUUUUUUUCAUGUGUUAAGAAAUUGGCAUUCUGAGAAUCCCUAUGCAUGUAAGGAAACAAUGGAUACAAGUCAACCAAGGCAGGUUUAUAAGACCCACUUGCUAUUCUGCUGUCUGCAAACCACCUCAGACGAGCUUGUGAAGGAGUUUCAACACUCAAAAUAAGCGAUUCAGCAAAAAGUUAAACUACGGUCCAGUCGAUUCAUGAUUUAGUUGACAAUUUUAUACAAAGGCUUUCAAGACCAAUGUUAAGAUUCACAACACGCCACAGCCACAGCUGAGCUUCUGGUUGUAAUCUCCAGCGAAACAGCGUAUACGAUUUGUCAAAUUAUUGUUUGCUUUUCAAUGUUCCGGUUUGCUGAAGAACAAAUUCACUUGGCACAUUUAACCACGUGCUCUGUCGGGUGGUGGGGGGUUAUAUUUAAUCUGAAAUUAUACCUACAUGAUCUGACUGAGAAAUAAACGAAUUAUGAAUCGUU
Molecule: messenger RNA, 2224 nt
Organism: Lethenteron reissneri (Far Eastern brook lamprey)
Lineage: Eukaryota; Metazoa; Chordata; Hyperoartia; Petromyzontiformes; Petromyzontidae
Product: radial spoke head 10 homolog B-like
Source: RefSeq, a predicted model, not a curated record